Drosophila persimilis is the source of this 1783-nucleotide messenger RNA. RefSeq names its product muscle M-line assembly protein unc-89. Gene Ontology annotation, molecular function: protein binding. The record is from RefSeq and is a predicted model, not a curated record. The transcript has a single exon. NCBI's taxonomy places the organism in Eukaryota, Metazoa, Arthropoda, Insecta, Diptera, Drosophilidae. Bases 70 to 1668 code for a protein of 532 amino acids.
AAUUUCUCUAGUUAAUAAUUAUUAUUUUUUUCUUUUCCGAAUUCGAACAAAUUUUCGUAGAGAGGAACGAUGAGUGCGGACGAAGGCAAAGCGAAGCCCAGCGUGUACGAGCAUCUGAUGCAUCACAGCAUCAAGCGUCAGUUCGAGCGGAAUGGCACAAUGUCGGCCCUGCGCAGUGGAGUGCAUGUGAAAGUCCUCAAGAUGAUCAAGACGAAUCUAGGCGGCAGCAAAGAUGAGCCUUUGGCGGGGCCUGGGGUAGCCCUAGGCCAUGAUUCAUUCAAGGAGAAUGGUCUAUCGAGUCUCAUCAACCAACUGAUGAUGGAGUACUUUGAAUGGUUCGGCUAUAGGCAUACAAUGGAAACAUUUAAGAUGGAGACGGGUGAGAAGAUCCUACCACGCCAGGAGAUCGAAGAGCGACUGGCCGGGAAAUUCCAAUUGAAGGAUGUUCCCAUUUUGGUGCAAUUAGUAUUACGAAAUCAGGAUAGUCCUCCGAAGAAGAACUUAAAAGUGACCCCAAAGAAGAUUGUGAAGCUCCCACUGCCAGUAGCAAAGAAGACGAUGAAGCGCCAACUGCCAGAGAAAGCCAUGAGGCACCUAAUUCCAGAGAAGUCCGUGAAGCAGCAGCUGUCAGAGAAAUCCGUAAAGCAGAAACUGCCAGAGAAGUCCGGGAAGCCCAAACUAGCAGAGAAGCCCGUGAAGCAGCAACUGCCAGACAAGUCCGGAAAGCAGCAACUGCCAGAGAUUUCUGGACGCAAGAUCCAACUCCCCGAGAUAUCUGGACGUAGGCUACAACUCCCUGAGAAUUCCAUACCCGAACGUUGCCCCAAACUGAAGGAAAAGCUCGAGACUCUGCGAACCCUGAAGGAAACGGCCAAAACGGAUUGGAAUAUUCCUGUUUCGAAAUUGGUGCAAAACAAUCGAAAACUCACUCAAGGCCAGAUCAAAAAGCCCGACACCGUUGUCAAGACUCAAAUGAAAGAGAAUCAAAAGGCAUCUUUUGCAACUCCUCGAAAGGAGACGCCGGAGAGUAGGCCCCCCGUCAAUAGCUCAGAGUCGGAUGAGCUUCCCAGCUACGAUGAGCAUAGCGAUGCCUCAUCCGAUAUACCCGAUAGGCACUACUACGUCGAGGAGGAGCCACCGGAGGUCAGCUACGCCCCAGGACAUGGCGAAGAGGGGCCCUACAUUGACAAGCAGAACAAGGCCGAGACGCUCUACCAGCAGUAUCAGGAUGAGAAACCUAUCGACACAUCGAAAGGGAUGAACAAACAGAAAUCGAUAGCUUCCAAGCAUCCGCCAUCGAAAAAAUCAGCGCUAACAACCAUCAAGAAAUCAGCCAUCAAAAGUAAGGCUUUCGAUGUUCCCGAGUUUAUUGUCACGAUGACAUCAAGGAACAAAGCCCGCGACGGCCUGGAUCUGAACAAAUCGAUGAGCUGCAAGAACAGAUCCCCUGGUCAGAGUACCCCCGGUAGGAGUCCGCUCUGGAACAAGAUGCCCGUCGAGGGGGACGAGCCCAGUCUGGCAGUGACCAAGCCCCAGUGUCCGGAGACCCACAUCAAUGGCAUUGAUCUGGACAGCAGCUCAGAGAACAACGAGUCCAGCGAUGAGGAUGCUGCCGGAGAUGGUUACCACAACGACGACGACAAUACUAGCAGCGAUGAGGAUGAUUAAUUCCCAUGCAGAUGCCACAACACUGGAGACUCCUCUUUUAUACCAAAUUUUUAAAUUGUUCUUCUGGAUUUCAUUUUGGAUCUACGAUCAAAUUAAUAAAUUCGAAUGGUACAAA